This is a messenger RNA of Vitrella brassicaformis, 3031 nucleotides long. The record is from the annotation of a GenBank genome assembly. NCBI's taxonomy places the organism in Eukaryota, Vitrellaceae.
UGCAUUUGAGUGUGUGUGGGUGUGUGAAUGCAUCAGGCAGAGAGACGUGGGGAGUUCUGAGACUAUAGGCAGAGUUGCGCCUCGAUCUGCGGGCCUACACGUCAUUUCCUCAGCAAUCAGCAAGGCCUGCAGCUGCCAUCCGGCAGAGACAUUCACGAGAUAUGCACACAGGGAUGUCUGCACACGCACACGAGUCCCGCUAUUCACACGGAUGGAGGGUCCUAAUUGAGUGAUGCACUCACACGGGUGACAACUGAUCAUCGACCGACCCACAACCAUACAGGACCUCCUCGAGCGCAUCAACCUGGGCCAGCCAAUGCUCCCUGCCUAACGGGCUGCCACCGCCUCUGUACCCGUGGCUGCCGCUGCUGUGUGACGUCUGCCAGCGCCGUCUUGUGUGGUCCUCUGGCCGCUGGUUGGUCUGUGGGUGUGGCCCUGGGCACCCAGAUGCCUGCCCGGAGGGACGCACACGGCAGCCGGCUGCCGGACGGUCCUCAACACGCUCAAGGCGGGAGGGGGAGGGGAGGGGGGCGUCAGGACGGGCCGGCUGAGCAGGGGAGAUGUACUCACUCGGUGUCUGACGAGUGCACGCGGCCGUCUCGUCGGUGUCGCCGCUGUCAUGUUGGCGGUGGUGCUGGUGAUGGUCCUCCGGUCCUGGCUGCGUGUCGCCGGAUGGUGUCGCCGGGUGCUCUUGCUGCUGCUGCUGCUGCUGCUGCUGUGGCUCGGGCAAUGACGCCUCGUCGGUGGCGGUGGUGUUGGUGAGCCACGGGUGCGCCAAGGCAGCCGACGCUGCAAAGAACACGGUGUAUAUCACCCAGUCAACCACAGACAGACAGACAGACAGACGAGAGAUACACACAUGAGCGAAUCGAUCGAUUGGUCGAUGGAUUGAUGGAUGGAUGGACAGAUGCUCACUCUCUCACUAACUCGCUGGCUGCCUGCCUGACUGCCUGGCUGCCUGACUGACUGACUGACCGGAUGCGGUGCGUUUGUGUUUGUCGAACGUCAGGAGGCCGCGGAUGAGGUCCUUGGCGGCCUCGGGCACAUUAUCAUAACCCUUGAACCGAACCCCCUGAACGAACGAACGGACAAACGAGUGAGCCCACACACAACAGACAAACAAGGAGUGAUGGACGGAUUGCUUGAUGCUUUGACUCCCACCCACCCACAUGCUCACCCGUCUCAUUGCGUUGAGGGCAUUGCGGACAUUGUGAGGCCGCCGAUCAACACAGAAGAAGGGCAGCCGCCCCGUCAGCAACGCAUACCUGACAUACACACACACAGGGGCUAUCAACGCAGGCAAUGCAGCGGAACGGAAGGGAAUGUGUAUGUGCGUGCGUGUGUGUGUGUUGGGGGUGUUGUGUUGUUUAAGUUACUUACAGGCAGACGCCCAUGGCCCAGAGGUCGCUGGCCGGUCCGUAGUCACACGACUCCAGCACCUCGGGCGCCUGAAUGAAUGAAGCAGACGCAAAGAGCCGACAAACAAAUGAACCAACAAGCGAAUCAGCCAACCAACAAAUGUAGCCAUCCAUCCGUCCAUCCACUGCCUGCCUGGCUGGCUGCCUUGUCUGUCUGUCUGUUCCCUCCUGCUUGCUUGCUUACUGUGUAGUUGAGGGCUCCCCAGAUGUCUGUGUGUCGGCCGGUGCCCGGCAGGAGGGCCGUGUCGAAGUCGACAAGGAUGACCCGCUUGCGCUCCGUCAUGAUGUUACGGAGCGACACAUCACAGUGAGUGAUCUGCAAUGCAACCAACGGGCGGGCGGCCAAUCAGGCAACCAUGCAAGGCAAUCAGACAGACAGACAGACAGACAGACAGGCAGGCAGGUCGCCAUCCAUCCAUCCAUCCGUCAGUCCGACAAUGGUAGGUUGGCUCGUGCGUGUGUGCGUGUGUGCGUAUACACAUAUGUACGUUGUGUGAGUGGAGUUUCUGCAGGCCCUUGAGCGCGCCUUGGGCGAUGUGGCGUGCGAGGUCGUGGUUGACGGGGAGGUCGCCGAGGCCCGUCUCGCAGUGCCCCCCGCCGAUGAACUCCAUGAAGAUGUAGAAGAACUCCUUGUCCAUGCGGAUCGACCUGGUCCGACACAGAGUGCCGCGCAGGAUACCCAGGUCUAUCAGCCGCUGGUACUUGGACACAAACUCACACUCGCUGCACAUGGACGUCUCCAACCUGGACACACAAUACACAAUAAAUACGUACACCAGAGACGGACUACGUACAGGGCAGGCCGCACCGCACCGCAUUGCAUCCAUCGCAUGCACACCUGCCUGCCUGCCUGCCUGCCUGCCUUGUGUGGUGCGGCGGUGCCAUGCCAACCAAAAUACAUACACACUGGAUGGAUGUGGGCAGUGAGUGAGUGAGUGGGUUGACCUACCUGAAGAGGCUCCUGGGGAUGGCCUUGACCGCAUACGAGGGGUCCUCAAUCAGCGAAAGGGACAAAUGGUAUACCCAACCGUUGCUGCACACACAGUGCCACACACACACAGAGAGAGAGAGAUGGCUGGGUGAGUGGGGUGGCGUGGAGUGGGUGGCGUGCAGACCGAAUACGGAUGCCCAUAUGCAUAUGUCUGUCUGUCUGUCUGUCUGUGUCUCUGUGAAUGUAUGUACCUGCCGCGUCCGGCCUCGCCGAGGACCCUGAACCGCUCAGCCGCCAGCACAUGGCCAAACGAAUCAAACUCCUGCACUCACCGACACACACACACACGCACGCACGCACACACACACAUGCAUGCAGCCCUCUCGGGUGCUGCAGCCACUGAGGGCGGGGCGCCAAGCCUCCUCUCGACUGCCUGCCUGCCUGCCUGCCUGCCUGUGUGUGUGCCUGUGCGUCUGCGUGUGCGUACUUCGAGUGUGAUGGCAUUGCUGAUGUCCUCGGGGGCCUCGGAUGCCUUGCACUCACUGCGAAUUGCACGGCCGCUCAAACUACUGGCGUCCUCCGGGGCGUUGGGCGGGGCAACAGAGCCGGGUAAUAUGACCGGCAUUGCUGGCGAGUGCACUACGGCCGGACGUGAUUACAUGCGGACGGAGGAAGGUUUGGG